UCUCUCUUUACAACAGCUGAAACCCUCUCCACCAACUGUCUGAUCUGAUAAAAAGUUCUCAACUUGUCACCUGGUCUUUACGUUAUUUGCAUGUUUAAUGAGAAGCGUAAUUACACCAGGCCCAUUAAAUGAAGGUAUAAUCAGCGAACAUCGUUCCCAAGUUUUUCCACUAAUACUGGCCAAACUGGUAACGUCUGGCGAGUUAGACAAGUUGAAAGCUAUGGAGAACUGACUAUCCCCAAUAGACAGAAAUUAAAUUAUAUGAGUUAAAUGGAACUCUUACAUUUACAAUUAAAAAAUCGAUAGAAGUGUAGAGGUUCCCUCAGUCUGUAGGUGAUCGUUCGAGUGAUAGUAUCGCUCGGUCGAAUUCGACUGGUCAAGAGCAGACGGAACAAUUAAUAUUGAAAAAUGAAAAUAGAUUUUGAAUACAUUUGUGGUUGGAACCGAUUUUUGAUGGAUUUGGCCGGAUUUUGGCCGAAGCCUCGAUCAAAUUUUAUCAGCAAACACUGGGCGUUGAUCAACGCCGCGAUGGUGCUGAUAGUUAUUAUUAUCCCACGAUUUGCAGCAAUGUUCUUGUUCUGGAAUGAAGUUGAUGCAGUUGUUCAGUCAUUUUCUACGCAAUUAGUUUUCAUAGUUGUGUUUUUCAAACUAAUGGUCUUACACUUUGGUAAUGAAGUUCUAGUUGACUUAUUGGGGACGAUGGAAAAUGAUCUAUCAACAGAAUUAACGGAAAAGCAAUACACAUUAGUAUUCAAAACCGCAAAAAUGGCUAGAACAAUUUCCAUGUUCAUCGGAAUCGGUACAAUUUGCGUUGUCAUCACGGGUAUUGUCUCCCUGAAAUUGUAUCAUUUGGAUAGCUUCUACAUAAAGAAUCCAGAUUCUCGAUUGUCGACGAAUUUUUUUUUCGUCGCAUAUCUACCCUUCAACACAACGUCGAUAGUUAUCUACACGACAAUACUCUCAAUUCAGUUUUAUGUUUCUGUGAUAUCUACUGGCAUUCAUCUCAUACUUGACAGCUUCGUUGUGAUGCUUAUACUUCAUAUUUGUGGACAGCUCCAGGUCAUUCACGAAACCCUCACGCAUUUGGUGAAGGAUAUUUUCGGGCUUGAGAAGGAGAAUUUCAAGAUCGCUUAUCAAGCUGUUCUGAUAAAGCAUCAAUCAGUUUGCCGGUUCACCAGGAGCUUAGAUGAAUUAUUCAACUUCACGUGGUUUCUUGAGCUGUUGAACUGUACGUUGACAUUGUGUUUCCAAGUAUACACUGUUCAAAAGCUUCUUCACAGCGAUCACUCCAGUAUCUUUCAAAUGGGCUUCCCGCUGUGCACAACCCUCGGUCUACUGUCACAAUUUUUUCUCAAUUGUUGGACCGGUGAAUAUCUCAUGUCACAGAGUGCAGAGGUCGGCUUCGCGUACUACAGGAGUAAAUGGUACACACUGUUCCCUUCUGAUGCUCGUUCACUCAUGAUGAUUGGCCACCAGGGACUACGACCCUUGACAUUGACAUCGUGGAAGUUUUCAAUACUCUCUCAGAGACUUUUUCUCCAGGUCAUGAAGGCGUCAUUUAGCUAUCUCUCCAUGUUACUGGUGAUAACAGACUCCUAGUGCCUCAAUGCUACGUAAAUUUGUAUCUGAUGUCUCUCAGUCUUGAAUACACUAAUUUUCAAAAUAAAUAUGGAGUACUUUAUCAUACCAUAAGCGCGACUAAUGGGAAUAUGCGGAUUAUUUUUAAAGUUCUGAACUCAUUGUACGGUGAAUCCCCCCAUACAACUGCGCUUCACUCAUAAUCAUCGUAUAAUGGUCUUGCCACGCAAUCCUGCAUUAAACUUUUUAAUCUGCCUCAUUAUUAUUGCAAGAUAAUUACGAGAGCGCGGAAAAAAAUCGAUGAGGUUCUCGAGCUUCUCAGUGACAAUCCGCAUGUUGAAGGGAAAGCUUCAUGAGGAUCAAAUCAUAG
Messenger RNA from Diachasmimorpha longicaudata, 1948 nucleotides. Its product is annotated as odorant receptor 4-like. Gene Ontology annotation, biological process: detection of chemical stimulus involved in sensory perception of smell; sensory perception of smell. The transcript is spliced from 7 exons. The coding region runs from base 409 to 1599 and encodes 396 amino acids. Gene Ontology annotation, molecular function: olfactory receptor activity; odorant binding. The record is from RefSeq and is a predicted model, not a curated record. Gene Ontology annotation, cellular component: plasma membrane. NCBI's taxonomy places the organism in Eukaryota, Metazoa, Arthropoda, Insecta, Hymenoptera, Braconidae.